AUUUAAGACAUUACAAAAGUAGUCUGUGGAUGCUGUCAGUGGUUCAUUCUAAUUUUAUAACAUGAACAGAAGUAAAAUAUUAAACAUAAUUUUUAAGUAAUUCUCAAUGCAGAUAAAUAUUGCUAUCAUAAGAUAAUGUUUUAAAAUUUAAACUAUUUAUAUAGUAUUUAGUAGAAAAAAAUAAUUAUAUUCGUAACAAUGGAUAUUAUAGUUGAUGAUCAAGAGAGUUUGAGGGAUUUUCUUGAAGAAGCGGAUCUCAUGCAAUAUUUCGAACUGUUUAGAGAUAUUUUGAAAGUUAGUAAGUUAUCACAAUUAAAAUUUGUCGCUCUUGAAGAUUUAGCACAAAUUGGUCUCUCUAAACCAGAACAAAGAAGAUACAAAAAAAUAUACUCAAAGUACUUUCCUAAUGCUUAUAUAAGUAUGUUAAAAAAACUACUUCAUGUAAAUAAAAAGUCUGAACAGGUUAGUUACAGACAUGACCAGGUUAUAAUGCCUAUUGACUUCCAAUAUUUUACGGAUACUAGUGUUAAAGUUCCCACAAAACACAUAAUAUCUAUAGAGGAUAUUACUAUCAACAAGGAACUCGGUAUGGGCCAGUUUGGUGUUGUGCAACAAGGGACAUGGAUGACUGGAAAUCAAAGACUCCAAGUGGCCAUAAAAUGCUUGGGAAAUGAACGAAUGACAUCAAAUUCAACAGAAUUUUUGAAGGAAGCGGCUGUGAUGCACAGUAUAGAACAUCCUAAUAUUGUGCGUUUAUAUGGUGUUGUUCUGCAUUUAGAUUCCUUAAUGUUGGUAACAGAAUUAGCGCCUCUGCGUUCACUUUUAGAAUGCUUGCGUGAAGUUACAUUAAGGAGUAACUUUUCAGUAGCUGUACUCUGUGAGUUUGCUGAACAGAUUUGUGAUGGAAUGACUUAUUUGGAAAAUAAAAGACUGAUACACCGAGAUUUGGCAGCCAGGAAUAUUUUAGUUUUUAGUAAGGAUAGGGUGAAAAUUUCCGAUUUUGGAUUAUCCCGAGCUUUAGGCGUAGGAAAGGAUUACUAUCAGACAAACUACAAUGUGAAUCUCAAAUUACCUGUGGCCUGGUGUGCGCCCGAAUGCAUUUUGUACUUACGAUUUACAUCAGCUAGUGAUGUUUGGGCUUUUGGCGUGUGUCUAUGGGAAAUGUUUACGUAUGGUUUCCAACCAUGGGCGGCUUUUUCGGGUCAGCAAAUCCUAGAAGCUAUCGAUGCGCCUAAUUUUCAACGACUCGAGCGUCCGGAGUGUUGUCCCGACGCAUAUUACUCAUUGAUUCUCAAGUGCUGGUCUCACGAUCCAAAUGACCGCCCAAAAUUCAAAGAGUUAGGACCAAGGUUACUACAACUUAGACCUGAAGAAGUUCAGGCAAUAGCUAGUUAUAAGAAGACAGAAGAAGGUAGGCGCAGUAAUUUCCUCGAAUAUAACGUCGGGCAAAGGAUAACAGUACUUGGAAGAGAAAAUGACACUAAAUCAGCUAUGUGGUAUGGCGUCCUACCCGGCGGUGCUUGCGGCAUGUUUGAUCCGAAUCACACAAAACCCUAUAUAAAGCAUGAGCGUUCAUUCGCAUCACUGUCACCGCAUCCGAAUCGAAACAAUCGUGCGAUCCGCUCGCUAUCGCGUUCGGAUGUGAAACGUCACACGUACAAGCGUGCGAUACAACGGAGCAUGAUAUCGAGCCCGCAGGGUGACGUCAAACACACGGGUCACGUGGGGCUCGACGGUGCCUACUUCGGUGACCUCUCCUUCUUGGACGUGGCUGGUUGUCCUCCACGUCAGAUCGUGAGCCCGUACAAACCGUCCGAAGACUUGGAACAAGUGCCGUUGAUCAAUCCCAACUCGCCUUCUCACCUCACUGCAACAACCAGUGGCUCACAGUACCCGUUGCUUAGUCCCGCCAGUCAGGGUAAGGAGUGCGAUGAAGUUGAUUUGUCAUAUGCUGAUAAACCGAAGAAUUCCAAAAAGCCGCUAAAGUUGAUUUCGGAACCUACUACAAGCAAGAGUUUGCUGGACAAGGUCAAAAAUGCUACACUAGGCCGUUCUCAUAAGAAUGAAGACACAUCUUCUAAGGAUGAAGUUCAUGAGUAUCAUGAAAUAUCGGAUACAGAUACGGAGAGCAUUGCUGCUGAGAUGAAGGGAGAUGUCUUUUCUGAGAGCCCUGCCUUGCUGAAGGGUUGCACGGACUUCAGCCAGAGUUUGCUGGAUGAAAUGGAGUCCAUAUUCCGGAGUUUGGAUAACAAACGUGACGAUGUUAGAAGUAUGCAUAGUGAAGUUGAAGCGGCUCUAAGAGCUCACACUUUAUCUCAGAACGAAAAGAAAAAGGGAACAAAUACUGGAACAAUGAAACCUAUGUCAGCGCACGACGAGAGAACACUCAAUACUGCUGUCGCUCUAGCUAACGAACUGACCACCAAAUCAAUGAAUGACUUGGAGGGCGAUUCGAAGCCUCUGCACUCGCCUUGCGAACGCAACAAAUUUCACUUCAAGUUUCCGCUAGUGUCUUCUCUACAACACCACCAUCAUGAUACCGACAAGGAUGCGUCCAAUAAGGGAGAGCGACGUAAUUUCAGCGAGGAAGCGAAAAGUGUGCCUGAUAUACAGGCAACAAUAACCGAAGAGAGCAAACAAGCCUACGCAAGUCUCAUCGAGCAGCCGACGCCAUCUUCCUCUCUCAUAUCUCAAAUAAGCCACGACGUCCACCCGAAGACGAUGUACAAGCCAUCCACUAUACCGAAACCGGCGCCCCGGUCACAGAACUCGAUACAAAAGUUUAAUUCGCUACAGAAACAGAUAUCAUGCCAGCCGAGUAUCGAAACAUCGAAGCCGCUACAUGAUCCCAUGAAAGAUGCAAGUGAGGUGAGUAAAAAAAAAUGUGUACCUGAAAAAUAUCUAUAUAUACAAAUGAAUGUUUGUCUGUAUGUCCUUUAGAGACGCGUAAACUAUGUAUUUGAACAUGUCAUCUUCAGCAAAGUGAGUUGGUACGACCAAAAAAAUUAAAUAAAUAAAGUGUAGCAACGCGAGAGUACAGGUAAUACAUAAUAAUAUA
Messenger RNA from Melitaea cinxia (Glanville fritillary), 3058 nucleotides. RefSeq names its product activated Cdc42 kinase-like (gene Ack-like). Bases 199 to 2940 code for a protein of 913 amino acids. Gene Ontology annotation, molecular function: ATP binding; protein tyrosine kinase activity; protein binding. Gene Ontology annotation, biological process: protein phosphorylation. The record is from RefSeq and is a predicted model, not a curated record. The transcript has 23 exons. NCBI's taxonomy places the organism in Eukaryota, Metazoa, Arthropoda, Insecta, Lepidoptera, Nymphalidae.